UGGCCUCCGUGUCAGUCACAAGGUCCGAGCGCCUCCAGUGGACGUCCCGCCUUCGCCUCCCCUCACUUCUUCUCUCCCCCUGCGCCGCCGCCCUUCCCCCGUCCCGGCGGCCACUUCCACCCGAGUGGCUUCAUGCUCGGCACCUCGCCAUGCAGAACAACAACGCCGCCAAGGAGCACCUGUACAAGAUCCUGGUCAUCGGGGACCUGGGGGUGGGCAAGACCAGCAUCAUCAAGCGCUACGUGCACCACAACUUCAGCCCCAACUACCGGGCCACCAUCGGCGUGGACUUUGCCCUCAAGGUGCUCAACCUGGACCAGGAGACGGUGCGCCUGCAGCUGUGGGACAUCGCAGGCCAGGAGAGGUUCGGCAACAUGACCCGGGUGUAUUACCGCGAGGCCAUGGGCGCCUUCAUCGUGUUCGACGUGACGAGGCCCGCCUCCUUCGAGGCCGUGGCCAAGUGGAAGGAGGACUUGGACUCCAAGGUGACGCUGGGCAACGGCAAACACGUCGCCACCGUGCUGCUGGCCAACAAGUGUGACCAAGGCCGGGACGUCCUCACCAAUAAUGGACUCAAGAUGGAGCAGUUCUGUCACGACAACAACUUUGUGGGCUGGUUUGAGACCUCCGCUAAGGAGAACAUCAACAUCGACGAGGCCGCCAACUGCCUGGUCAAGCACAUCAUCUCCAGCGAGAAGGACAUGUUUCAGUCCCAAGUCCCGGACACGGUCAGCCCUCAAUUGGAGGCGGGGCAAGGCGGGACCUGCUCCUCCUGCUUCAGGUCGCAGUAACGCCAAAGAAUGUUCACCUUCUUCACAGCUCCACCUGGUGGAAGGAGGAGAAGAUGUGUGGAGGAAAGAAGGAUGGAUGCAGGCAAGGUGCGUUACCAUGGCGACGCAUGAACAUUCUGUGAACACUAAUACAACACAAAUAUUAUUAUUAUUACGCUGCAAUAUUUCUACAUCCACAUUUUAUUUAUACAUGCAAUUAGUUAUAAAUGAUCUUAACAGUUUUUCAGUUCCUUCCCUAAAUAAUUGUUUUUUUGUUUAUCUGCUGUUUUUUUUGUUUUUUUACUGUAUUCAUAAUUUGUAAUAUUUGUAAUUAUCUAUCCAUCUCUACAAAUAUGUACAUAUUGUAUUCUAUACAACCAAAGAUGUGUCCACUUAUCAACAUGAAUAAAGCAUAACAUUCCU
Messenger RNA from Nerophis lumbriciformis (worm pipefish), 1193 nucleotides. It is a transcript of the gene rab38a, whose product is annotated as RAB38a, member RAS oncogene family. Gene Ontology annotation, cellular component: Golgi apparatus; trans-Golgi network; lysosome. Gene Ontology annotation, molecular function: GTPase activity; GTP binding. NCBI's taxonomy places the organism in Eukaryota, Metazoa, Chordata, Actinopteri, Syngnathiformes, Syngnathidae. The record is from RefSeq and is a predicted model, not a curated record. Gene Ontology annotation, biological process: phagosome-lysosome fusion; endosome to lysosome transport.